AUGGGCUUCAUCUCGGAAGGGAUACCAGGGAUACAAGGGACACCAAGGGUACCAGGGAUAAAAGGGUUACCAGGGAUACUAGGGAUACAAGGGAUACCAGGGAUAAAAGGGAUACUAGGGAUACAAGGGAUACCAUGGAUACACGGGAUACAAGGAAUACCAGGGAUACCAGGGAUACAAGGGAUACACGGGAUACAAGGGAUACCAGGGAUACCAGGAAUACCAGGAAUACAAGUGAUACAAGGGACAAUACCAGGGAUACAAGGGAUACCAGGGAUAAAAGGGAUACUAGGGAUACAAGGGAUACCA
Molecule: messenger RNA, 309 nt
Organism: Eurytemora carolleeae
Lineage: Eukaryota; Metazoa; Arthropoda; Copepoda; Calanoida; Temoridae
Product: collagen alpha-1(VIII) chain
Exons: 3
Source: RefSeq, a predicted model, not a curated record